GCUGGCUGAUGUGAAGCGCUCCGGAAAUUCUACGAAACACAGCCUCACAGCUCGCUCACUCGGAACACACACAUCGCACACAGACCGUCCAGAGCAUCCCGUGUCAAGGUGCUACACCUGAUCUGACCAUCUAGUCUCGCUCUAGCUUAUGUAAUACAUGACCUUCAUACACGGGGGCAUUGACUGUGUACAAUAAGCAAGAUGGCUUUCAAAUCCUUUAAGCCGUCAAAAUCGAGGAUGCGAAAGCUGCGGCCUGCAUUGCUCCUGUCUAUAAUAAUAUUGAGCUUGUUUCUUUACUUCCGACCGGAUUCAAUACCCACAUAUCGACACCGCCCUCAUGCCAUUGCUUCAGUUCAAAAUGAUGAGAAUGGAGUCACGUGCCCCAGGUCACCAUUGAUGAAAGAUGUCUUCGUGGUCAUUCGAACGGGGGCAACCGAAGCCCAGGAAAAGCUUCCUGUACAUUUCAAAACCAUCCUUACGUGUGUCCCAGACUUCAUCAUCUAUUCAGACAUGGACGAAAUCGUGGACGGUCAUCAGGUCCACGACAUUCUCACCGAAGUAAACGCGACGAUUAAGAAAACAGCCCCGGAAUUCCAGUUGUACAAUCACCUUCUCACCAGAGGACGGGAUGGACUAGACUAUCAGACCAUAUUCGGAAGUGGGCCAGCAGGCGCCGUAGACAACCCCGGAUGGAAGCUUGACAAAUGGAAGUUUCUCCCCAUGGUUGAGAAGGCACUAUACGAGAGACCGAAAACAAAAUGGUUUAUCUUUAUUGAACCGGAUACAUAUGUGAUGUGGUCGAAUCUGCUCCAAUAUUUGAGUCUAUUCGACGCCAGUAAGCCCUAUUACAUUGGGAAGCACAUGUAUGCGAGCGGAGUUCUUUUCGCCCACGGAGGAUCGGGUUUCGCACUCUCUAAUCCCGCCAUGCGGAAAGUCACAAAGCACUGGAAAGAGAAGAAAAAUGAAAUUGAACAAGCGACACUGAAAGGGUGGGCUGGGGACAUGAUCCUAGGCAAGGCAUUGAAAGAUGUCGGCGUCAAUAUGUUCUGGGCAUAUCCACAUAUGCAAGGCGAUAGUUUGACAGCCCUCGACUGGUCCGUGGAGAAACUCGAAAGACAAACUUGGUGUUACGCCGCCACGACAUUUCAUCACAUGAGCCCAGAAGAGAUCACAACGCUGUGGCAGUUCGAACAGACCUGGCAGCGCAGGAACCCAAACGGGGCUCCCCUGCGUUUCCGCGACAUCUUCAACAAUCUUGUGCGACACCGGCUUCGAGAGGAGCGCGAGGGCUGGGAUAACAUGUCCAUAGGGACCGAGUACAGCGAGGAAGUGCUCGCCAAGAUGUCGCAGAACAAUGUGGAUAACCUAUCGCUCGUAGAACAAAACGCCCACAACUCCUUUGAGAUGUGCAAGGCUGCAUGCGAACAACAACCUAGAUGUAUACAGUUCUCCUUCGUCCCGGGUCAAUGCUCGGUCUCGGACGAAUUGCGACUGGGACGCGCUUCGGACACACAGUGCCUUGAAUACUCGAACGCCGCCGGAAAGUGCGUCAAAGAGGCUACGACUACGGGAGAGGAUGGCGAUAUCGUCCGGUCCGGCUGGAUUAUGGAUAGGAUUCCAGGAUACGUGUAUUGGCUUGAUGAGUUUUGCGACAAUGUCAAGGAUAUUUGGAUCACCAAGUAAGAUAGGAGGCUGACAGUGUUCCGGUAUUUCGCCGACAUAUUUGUACAACAAAGCGGGACGUUAUAUUCUUACAUACAUAUAUACUUGUAGCGAUACCCCUAUAUCAUUUAGUUACACCUACUUCUGAUACGAUGCGAGUUCCCCGGGCCUACGGUCUAGUCAAGCGAAAGAUACCUGGGCUUUUUGGACACUCAACUUUGCGGCCUUCCUUUGGCUGCGUCUCGGGCCAUUGUCCUCAUACUCGUCGCGGAAUGGGAAGUUCGACGUAUAUACUUAGAAUAUCUUGAAGCUCAGGCAGACCAACAUACUAUGACUCUCACAUUAAUAUGUCUAUAAUACGCCUGAACCAUUGAAUGCCAGCUAAGCUUGAUGACGUCAGGUAUAUUAGCCUG
This is a messenger RNA of Xylaria bambusicola, 2075 nucleotides long. RefSeq names its product glycosyltransferase family 31 protein. Lineage: Eukaryota; Fungi; Ascomycota; Sordariomycetes; Xylariales; Xylariaceae. The transcript has a single exon. The record is from RefSeq and is a predicted model, not a curated record. The coding region runs from base 202 to 1683 and encodes 493 amino acids. Gene Ontology annotation, cellular component: membrane. Gene Ontology annotation, molecular function: glycosyltransferase activity.